AUGCUAGGCUGUCGCGAAGAUCCUACCCCGUCCUCGCUGAAUGUCAGCGUCAGCCACAUGAUGUUGGCGAAAGACGAGGGAUACGUGAACUUGGCCCUCAUCGGGCAGCCUGUAGGGGAUUGUGGUCAAGCCAACGACCAUGUGGCCGAACAAGGAGGGACGUCUAGUCGGCUCGGGGACUAUGCCGACAAGCUUAGCUCUGGGUUGGGUGCGUAUUCGGGGUUGGCAUGGCGGUGUGUGCCAGUGACGGACAGACAUGAAUUCGAGAGGAGGUAG
Protopolystoma xenopodis is the source of this 276-nucleotide messenger RNA. NCBI's taxonomy places the organism in Eukaryota, Metazoa, Platyhelminthes, Monogenea, Polystomatidea, Polystomatidae. The record is from the annotation of a GenBank genome assembly.